Molecule: messenger RNA, 431 nt
Organism: Staurois parvus
Lineage: Eukaryota; Metazoa; Chordata; Amphibia; Anura; Ranidae
Source: the annotation of a GenBank genome assembly
CUAAACCCACAACAGUACCAUCAGUCUGCAUGCUUGUUAGUCCUCACUGUGGAAACUAAGGGGUUAACCCUCUGCGCAUUGUUAAAAAGGCUGUUUGAUCCGGUCUUCUCUGAUCCUCCCCUUCUUCCAGUGCCCCCCUCUUAUCUCCUGAUAAGACAUAUUGUGUGGAGACACUCUGCACAUGCUCCGUUUGGUGUGUAUUGCUAGGGGUUUUUUUUUUUUUCCUUGGAAGAGUGCAUGUGAUCAGCACAGGGCCAAUCAACACUGUGCAGAUAGAUUGAAAACUCCUACAAGCUUUAACCAGUGCUCAGCUGGACACUGAUAGAAGUCACAAGACUACUGAUGAGAAAAAGGUAUUUAGAGCAGUUGAUAUUUACUAAAAUAAUUGCAUUUCCAUGUUGUGUGUACUGUGGGAGACCGGACGUAGUGAA